Messenger RNA from Botrytis sinoallii, 777 nucleotides. RefSeq lists its product as uncharacterized. Lineage: Eukaryota; Fungi; Ascomycota; Leotiomycetes; Helotiales; Sclerotiniaceae. The record is from RefSeq and is a predicted model, not a curated record. The transcript has a single exon. Bases 1 to 777 code for a protein of 258 amino acids.
AUGAACUCAACACCUCAGCAAGAAUCAAAAGCCCUCAUCGAGUUCAGGCCAUUCUCACGCUUGCCAUUCGAACUUCAAGCCCGAAUUUUCAAAGAAGCACAACCUGGUCCUGUGGUCACCGAAUUGCUUUUAUUUAUCCAUGUAGAGGGAAAUCAUAGAUCAUUUACUGUUACUCCUCCUAGAAAUUAUGGGCUGAACAGUUUACUACUAGCUUGCAGAGAAUCACACGCAGAGAUCUUUCGCAGAUUUCUAAAAUUUGAAGUCAUGACCCCGCCUUUACUUGACGACUAUGUGUGGAAGCGCAGCAGUCACUUUCGGCCUAAUAUCGAUAUUCUUCUUGUCGAGGCCACAAUGAUGCUGCAAUUAUAUGACAUGGGCGGAAGCUUAUCUGUAGAGAACAUUACACAGUUGGCGUUGGAUGUAUUUCAAGAAUCGUGGUAUUGUCCUCGUACGACCUUUAGCGCCAGAAUGAACAACGCAGCCAAGCUAUACACGUUCCUGAGUAACCAUUGUCCGGCUCUCUCAAAACUGUGGCUCAUAGUUGAGACAGAAGCUUCUCCCAUAGAGUCUCCAUCAAGCACGCACCUACUUCGAAUGCUGGAUGUUUCAGAUGGAUUGAUGGAUCUUGAUUUGCGCGUACAGUACGCCCCAGGCCUAAGCGACCGACAAAGAUACUUGCAAAGAAUGUACUUGCAGAUACAAAUGAAUAAUAUCAGAGGAUACGCAGACAAGAUUGCUGGAGACUUCAGUCGGUUUUUUGAAUACGAAAGAAAGUGA